AUUUUCAUUUACUUCCCCGAAGCUCACACAAGGGAAGCUUAACGAGUUUUUUCAGUUCCUUCCGAUCAUCUCUCUGUCUCUCUCUAAAUUGAUCGCUGUGCCGUUCAACUGGUAUCAUGAAUUGUGAAGUCUGUCCGCUUAAAGAAUUGGAAUUGGAGAACUUUGAGGUUCGGGAAGUUUUGCGAUGCGUUCUACACACAAUAUUCUUUCAUAGGGCUUUAGGUCUUGUGCGUCCCAAAGAUGUUGAUUUGGAACUCUUCGACAUUACAUACGUGCAAUGUGGCGACUUGGACCUUGAGAAGAAAAUAGAGGAGAAGAUUGACCAGUUCAUUGAUAGGGCGGAGAAACACCCGAACAAGAAAUAUCAGAUGUGUUUAUCUUUCUAUGAAGUGAAAAACAAACCGGGAACGUGGUUCCCGAAGAAACUUGAGCGCCUAUACUGGGAACAGUGGGAGAUUAAUUUGAAUGUGGUGCAACAACCGAAAGCACAUUCUAGCAAAUCGCGUCAUUCCAAAGUAGUAGUGGAUCCAGGAGAGAGUGCGGAGGAGGAGAUAAGUAUUCGUCGGGCAGCACUAGAAGCAUCUCUUCGUGAGGUUUUGUUUCAGAUAAUAAAAUUCGUGAAUGAGAAAAAGGAUCAUGUUCCGCCGAUACCGAAUCUUGAUGGCAUCUCCUUUCCCUAUGAAAUCACGAUCCCAGGUUCUUCAGAUUCCGCAUUUGGGAUGGACAUGUUUAAGAGGAUGCUUCAAACUGGACAUCCUACCAUGCUUAGCUGAUGCGGAUCUCUCCUGAUGAAUUGAUUCUUCCUCGUCUCCUCAGGUAUAAUAAAUGUUUCUUGUUUCUCAUGGAGUCUCAUGUGUAUAUGGCAGCUUUAUAUACACCUCCUUUUAGGAUAGCUAUUUGAGAUGAACAUGGGUAAACUUAUCUGUACAAUUUGCGGACGGAUUUGUACAUAUUAAAUUGCUUUAUCUUUGAAGGGUUUCGUUC
Rhododendron vialii is the source of this 984-nucleotide messenger RNA. RefSeq names its product autophagy-related protein 101. The coding region runs from base 117 to 773 and encodes 218 amino acids. Gene Ontology annotation, biological process: autophagy; autophagosome assembly. NCBI's taxonomy places the organism in Eukaryota, Viridiplantae, Streptophyta, Magnoliopsida, Ericales, Ericaceae. Gene Ontology annotation, cellular component: phagophore assembly site. The record is from RefSeq and is a predicted model, not a curated record. The transcript is spliced from 7 exons.